GAAGUUUUGCUUUCACAACAUGCACAUGUAAGAGGCUUGUGGUUGUGGACAUUUCAGAACAUCAACCUUACAAGUCAAAAAUUCCUGUGAUGAUUGCCAUGAUAUACACCAGAUGUUGGUGUGGUUAUCCAUGUGACAUCACUCAGCUCCACCAGCGCAAACAAAAGGAGGAUGCUGAGCUGGAUGCGGGAGCCAAAUCCCGUUAAAAUGCUGUUCUUUUGCUUUAUUAUGAGGCCGAAAUAACACCCAACCAUGUAAUAAUUGUCCGUUAUUAAAUGGAUAAAUGAAGUGGCGCAGGGUUUGUUGGAAGAAGCGGGAUGAGAGAGAGAAUGUACUGGGUCGCUGGAUUCGCCGCCUCCCGGUCGUUCGUGGUUGAUCUCGGCCGGAAUCAGAGCCCGUCCCUCGGGUUGUGUGGCUCUGAUGAGCGUCAGUUAUUCUAUGGGUACAUAGUAACCGUCCCUCUGCAGGAUUUUGGUGUGAUCAUGUCGGGACUGGUGUCGGAUUCCUGGUGGAGGAAGACUCUUUACAUCACCGGUGGUGCCCUUCUAGCUGCGGCUGCCUAUCUGCUACACGAACUCCUCUCCAUCAGGAAGGAGCAACAGUUAGAUUCUAAAGAUGCCAUCAUCCUUCACCAGUUUUCCAGGCCAAAGAAUGGGGUGCCAAGCCUGUCACCUUGCUGUCUGAAAAUGGAGACCUAUCUGCGCAUGGUUGAUCUGCCCUAUCAAAAUUACUUUGAUGGAAGCCUCUCUGCUCAAGGCAAGAUGCCUUGGAUUGAGUAUAACUAUGAGCAGGUGUGUGGAACUGAGUUUAUUAUUGAUUUCCUGGAGGAGAAACUUGGUGUGAGCCUUAACAAGAGUCUGAACGCUCAGGAGCAGGCGGUAGCACGGGCCAUUACCACAAUGGUGGAAGAACAUUUGUACUGGACUAUUGCAUAUUGUCAGUGGGUGGAUAAUGUUCAUGAGACUCAGAGCAUGCUUGAUCUUCCCGGACCCCUCAGUGACCUGCUCAAAUGGAUUUUGUGUCAGCUGACUGGUGGAAUUGUAAAAAGAGAGAUGUAUUGUCAUGGCAUUGGCUGCUACACUAAAGAAGAGGUUUACAGUCUCAUGGAGAAAGACAUGCGCACAUUGGCCACACUGCUAGGGGAUAAGAAGUACAUCAUGGGUCCCAAGCUGUCCAGUGUGGAUGCCACAGUGUUCGGUCACCUUGCACAAGCCAUGUGGACACUGCCUGGCACACAGCCCGAGCAGCUCAUUAAAGGAGAACUGAUUAACCUGGCCAUGUACUGUGAGCGCAUAAGGAGGAAAUUCUGGCCAGAAUGGUUUGAAGACUUGGAGGACUUCUGUUAUGACAGUGAUAAUGACACCACCAGUGGAACGCCCAACAGCCUGAUGGACCUUGGUCUCUUUUCCAGGACAGACACUUUAGAGGAGAGUGUUCUAAGCUCCCCAUUACACAGUAAUACACACUCGCAAGACACAGACCACUCUGCACGUUCACUGUCCGACUCUGACAUUGAAGUAGACGGCUCAGAUUUGGAGCAGCAGCUCAAGGGUUAAAUCGCAUACUCUCUGCCCUUUGUUAGGGGUGGCUGCUUAUAUUAAAGGGAUACCCUUUUGUUCCCACCAAUCAGAAAGUUUGCUGUAACCUCUAUUGUAAAAGAACACUAUGGAGUACGUGAUGGCUCCCAGUUCUUCAAAACGAAAAUUGACAUUUCUUGUCUGGAUGAAUGGACCUAAAGUAGAAACGGAGUGUGUAUAUGUGUGAGAUAUUCUGUAUCGAAUAGGAGUGUCAAAAUGACAUCAGUCAUGGACAUGUGCGGCUCAAGAUUUACACCACAGAAGUUGGAUGCUCUCUUUUGCUACCUUUGUGAGAUGUGUAAAAGACCAUCUGUUCGGUUGCAGUUAAUGAAUCACCAUUGGAAACCCAUUAUACAUCAGUUCUCUCAAAUUACAAGUGUUUGUUAUGCCACCGUUUCAGUCUGGCUUUUAGUUUCAGGUUUUAUUUUAAAGGAAAACAAACUUUUCUGUCAUUCAACCAUCCCAGCUGAGAGGGAAGCAGUUCAGGGUUUAGCCACAAGAGGUCUUCAUUGUUGUAACCCUAUGUGUUUCUGUAGUUAUAUGCAUUGUUAACCUUAUACUACAGCAAAAAAAAAAAAAAAAAAAAAAAUUAACAUUCAAAACAGUAACCUAAAAUGUUGUUCCAAACAAGACAGGUUGAUCAAAUACAGUGGGGUUCUAAAGUCUGAAUCCACUCGUGAACAUGUUCCUAUUUUUCAUUACAAAUUAUAUUAUCAGCAUAACAAAUUGAGUGAAAAGGUGAAUUGAAAUAUUGACAUGCAUUUCUUAGUAUUUGGUAUGUCCCCCUUUUGCUUUAAUGACAGCAUGCAUUUAAACUGGCACAGAUUCUACAAGUUUGUGCAAAACCCGAUGAUCCAUGUUAUCCCAGCAUUCAAUGGAAGCAACGAAAUCUGACCUUUUUGCACAAAGGAGUUAAGGUCAAUGUAACAAAUUUGCUUAUUUGAUAUGCCCUAGAAAUCAUGCAGAUUCUUGAAUAGUUCUUAUUAAUUUUAUGUCAUAAUGUUUCUUUGUUUUAAAUGUUUCAAAAUCGUAAAACUUUUUUUCCAGAUUUAAAUUAGAUUUUAAACUUCAGAUUUUGAAUGUGUAUUCAGACUUUUGAACCCCCCAGUAUGUUUUAAUCUAAUUUUGUUUUUAGAGCAGAAUCAUGGAGGAAAACAUAUUAGCUUGUGUGAUUCCAGGAUGUUUGUGCAAGGUUGACAAGUAGAAUUUUUCGUGACGGACCUACAGCUGUAUGAAUUUCUCCCUCCAGUUUAACCCUGAGAAUUCCUAUUUCCAGAUCAUCUUAACAACACAUAAUCAUGCUGUUAGAAAUGGAUGAGAAAUAAGAGGAUGGAUAAUAGGAUUAUGAAAAUUAUGAAGCAUUUAAUCCCCUUUCUCACUCACCUGACUAACAGAAAUAACACAGGAAGUCCACAUUUAGGCUGAGUAAUAACACAGAACAGUCAUUUUUAUAUACAUUUUAUUUGCUAGGGCUCCAGUGUAUAUCAUGAGUCUCGAUCAGACUGAAUGGUGCUUAAUGCCUGUGUGCCUGACUACAGCCAUUUCUUGUGUCUCUUCCAUCUAGAAAUGUAAUACAGACCUGUGUAAUACAGACAUGCUACCACCAGAGGGCACUGUGACCAUUCACACAUUGGGUGGGUCCUAUGCAGCUAGUUGUAUUGCCCUUGAGGGCAUCCCUGCUAGCUUCUGCCUUUAAACAACAUUUUUAAAUAUCAAUAAUUUCAGCACUGUAUAAACCACAGUGAACCUCUAGCGAACACACAGCAGUCAUCAACUUUGUUAGUAAGAGUUAGCGUUGUGAAAAUAUGUUUCUUCAUCUACGUGUGUGUGAUUUAUGUACCAAAGUGUAGCGCGCGCAAACUUUCGCAGAUUUGCCUUAAUACUAGGCUUUUUUAUUUUAUUUUUAUUUAUUUUUUCGGACAACGCUACGAACCAGUAUAUGAUGUCACGCAUCAAAUAUAUUUGGUAUAAUUAAAUAAUGAAUAACAUAUAAAUAAUAUUUUAUUAAAAAUGUUAAAAUAUAUUAUCUACUCACUUUCCUGCAACAAUAAAUAUCGCAGCUUUGAAAUGUGUAUCCUUUGAAUUGAGCCAAGUGGUCAGCGUGUGACGUUUCUGUCUCCUAUUAGUCGCGCGUCCUCUUGAACGAAUUCACGGUUCAGAGUUCACCAAGCUUGAACUUUGGUACGCAGCGUAAUACGAAUGUUUUUUCGCAUGAGGUUACGUUUCCGCUCUGCUGCAUUCGGAUGCGUUUGAAUGAGAGUAAAUUAGUUGAGCGAAAGUUAAUAUGAUCAACAGUCGCAUGCUGAAUUUACCCUCUUUCUGUUGAAUUUACUUGAAACCCAAGCCAGUCCUAAUAGAAAAGUUAAUUUAUUUCUAUCCCUAAGGUAGUACUAUGUUUUAUGCAGAAAUCUGUUGUUUACUUUUCAUAUUGUUUGCACACUUUAAAGGGACAGUUCACUCAAAAAUGAAAAUGUCCUGAUCAUUUACUCAUGCCAUCCCAGAUGUGUAUGGCUUUCUUUCUUCUGAAGAACAUAAACAAAGAUUUUUAGAAGAAUAUCUCAACUCUGUAGGUCCAUACAAUGCAAGUGAAUGGUGACUGAACUUUGAAGCUCCAAAAGCACAUAAAGGCAGCAUAAAAGCAAUCCAUAUGACUCCAGUGGUUAAAUCAAAGUCUUCUGAAGCAAUACGAUGGGUGUGGGUGAGAAACAGAUCAAUAUUCAUGUCCUUUUUAUUUAUAUAUAGUUUUUUUUACUAUAAAUCUCCACUUUAAUUUUCACUUCCACAUUCAUCGUCUUUUGUUUAUUGGCAAUUCGCAUUCAUUGUGCAUAUUGCCACCAGUUCAGGGCUGGUCAAAGAUGGAGAUUUAUAGUUUAAAUAUCUGUUUUUCACCAACACCUAUCAUAUCGCUUGAGAAGAUAUGGAUUUAAUGACUGGAGUCAUAUGAAAUUACUUUUAUGCUGCCUUUAUGUGAUUUUUGGUGAUUCACAUUUCUAGCCAACAUUCACUUGAAUUGUGGACCUACAGAGCUGAGAUAUUCUUCUAAAAAUUUUCAUUUGUGUUCUGCAGAAGAAAGAGAGUCAUACACAUCUGGGAUAUGCAAAUGGUAAGAGAAUUGUCAUUUUUGGGUGAACUAUUCCUUAAAGUUAUUGAAAGACUGUGGACAAUGUUAAAAUACAGAUGUAAUUAUGUGAAAUUAUGUGACAAAAAUGGCACUGACAGCAGGGUCCAUACAAUCAAUGAGGUGUGUUAUAAACUGUAUGUGUGUGUAAGAAGUUUACCUGUUAUACAUUGUUUGCAUGCAUGUGUGUGUAUACAUGUGCUCUGGUGUACCAAAGUGCACCACUGGAAAUCCUUUAUCAGAUGUUUAUAAAACCUCUCUCUCUCUCUCUCUCUCUCUCUCUCUCUCUCUUUCUCUCUGUCUCUCUCUCUAUAUAUUUAUAUAUAUAUAGCUUAAUUCCUCUUUACGAUGUCAGGUUUGAGGAAUAAAUCCAGUCUCAUAUGGAUCUUGUGUAAAUAUUACUUAACUUGCAACUUUUGGAUACAAAGUUUCAUGGUGUAAAAGAUAUCUAGUUCAGUAGCUUGAAACUCAACACUCCUAAAAUUGCCUUUUUAAUCCAUGAUAACAGUUAUACCAAAAUUUACUUUAAAAACCAUGCAACACAAAAUGCGUUGGUAGAUUCUCAGAAUUAUUUUUCAUUCUUCAUUGUGAUAUAUGUUGGUCUAUAGAAUUGCAUUCUAGAAAUGUUUCUGUGUGUUGAGAACAUAGCUGGAUUAUGUUCUUAUCUCUAACUGAAAAGAGAUGUUAAAGUUAAUUUUGCGAUUUGUUAUUAAAGUUUUAAAGCCAUAUUACAGAGUUAAUUUCCUGUCUGUGGAAAUAAAAUUAUGAUUAUUAAUGUAGAUUCUACCUUAUCUGAAUCAGCUAUAAAAUAUUGUGCAUAACUGAGACACUCCAAUGAGUGUUUAUUAGUUAUCCUGAGCUUGAGUGGUUGUUUGACAAUGAUUGCUCCGAAACAUUAAUUAAAAUAUCUGUGACGAUUUCAA
Molecule: messenger RNA, 5618 nt
Organism: Myxocyprinus asiaticus (Chinese sucker)
Lineage: Eukaryota; Metazoa; Chordata; Actinopteri; Cypriniformes; Catostomidae
Gene: faxcb
Product: failed axon connections homolog, metaxin like GST domain containing b
Exons: 7
Coding region: 318-1556 (412 amino acids)
Cellular component (GO): cytoplasm
Source: RefSeq, a predicted model, not a curated record